Molecule: messenger RNA, 1755 nt
Organism: Alternaria alternata
Lineage: Eukaryota; Fungi; Ascomycota; Dothideomycetes; Pleosporales; Pleosporaceae
Product: adenylosuccinate lyase
Exons: 1
Coding region: 135-1562 (475 amino acids)
Molecular function (GO): catalytic activity
Source: RefSeq, a predicted model, not a curated record
CUGCUGCAUCCGCGUCCCACACGUCCACCGCCUGGGAGCCACCAGCCAUGUCUUGGGCAUUGUUGAAGCUCUCUUUAGAGCCUCAUAUCCCCUUCAUGAUUCAUUGAGGUGCUUUUGCCAUUACAAUCAACAUCAUGUUCUUGCUUCGACGCGCCCCACUGCGUGCCAUCCCCCGGCAAACCACCUUCCGUCCUCAACGACGAUCACUCGGCAGCGUGAGCGCCAUCGACUCAGUCAUCUUCCGUACGCUGUUUGGAACCGAUGAGAUUCGGAAGGUGUUUGACGACAAAGCGUACAUCAAUCGGUGCGUUGAUGCCGAGACCGCAUUGGCAAGGGCACAGUCAAAAUGCAAUGUGAUACCUUCACAUAUCGGAGAGAUUGUGACAUCCAAAGCCCGCGAAGUAGAACUCGACUACGACAGGCUGCGCAACGAAACCGAAAUCGUCGGAUAUCCCAUAUUUCCUUUGGUCCGACAGCUCUCCGCGUCAUGUGGUGACGAGGCCGGACGUUAUGUGCAUUGGGGAGCAACAACACAGGACAUCAUGGAUCUGGCAAGCAUGCUGCAGAUGAAAGAAGGCCUUGAGAUUGUUGAGCGUACGCUUCGCUCCGUCAUCAAGAACCUGGAAGAUUUGUCAAGAAAGCAUCGGGAUACGCCCAUGGCCGGUCGCACCCAUCUUCAGCAUGCUCUGCCCAUUACUUUCGGACACAAGUGUGCUAUAUGGCUAUCUGGAUUCCAAAGACACCUCGAGCGCCUCGAGCAGCUCAAAUCGCGUGCCUUGAUGGUCCAGUUUGGAGGAGCUGCAGGCUCUUUGGCUUCACUAGGCUCAGGCGACGAUGGCAUCCGUGUUCGGAAGGAAAUGGCGAAAGAUCUAGGUUUGACCGAUCCUCCGAUCACAUGGCAUGUCGCCAGAGAUGGAGUUGCUGAAAUUACAAACUACCUUGCACUUGUUGGUGGUACCUUAGGCAAGCUUGCUCUGGACAUUAUCAUCAUGUCUUCAAACGAACUUUCAGAAGUCUCAGAGCCUUUUGUGCCGCACCGCGGCGCCUCCUCGACUAUGCCACAGAAGCGGAACCCCAUUUCAAGCGAAGUCAUUCUGGCGGCAUCGAAGAUUCUACGAUCAAAUGCCGGCUUGGUGCUCGACGGUAUGGUGUCAGACUUCGAGCGUGCUUCUGGUCCAUGGCAUCUGGAAUGGGUGGCUGUCCCAGAAAGCUUUGUGAUUGCUGUUGGAGCGCUGAACCAGGCUGACUUUGCGCUUUCUGGCCUUGUAGUAAACCCCAAGCAGAUGCUCACAAAUCUGUAUUCUACUAGGGGUCUAAUCGUCGCUGAAGCUGUAAUGAUGGGCCUUGCUCCGCAUGUCGGUCGAUCAAAAGCGCACGAUGUUGUCUACGAGGCAUGCAAAGAAAGUAUUGAGAACGAUACCAGCUUAUUAGAAGCUCUGCAGACGCGGUCCGAGAUUACCGACAAGAUUUCCAGCCAAGAGCUCAGCUCGCUGUGCGAUGCGAAGAACUAUCUAGGCUCGUGUGGAUUGAUGGUGGACGAGGUCUUAGCUGCAUCCAGAUAAACAACAUGAGAGCACAUUUGCCAUGCAUAGACAUUACUUGACAACCACAUUGUAAAUGCGUUUCCUGAGUCAGCACUAUACUUUCGAUUGACCACCUUAUCAUGACCGCCAAAGAACCCCGCAAGUGAGCCACUAGGUCCAUGUUGCGACAGCCUUCAUGUGGGAGAGUGCAUCGCACGUUCAUCUCACGGGU